Messenger RNA from Lytechinus variegatus (green sea urchin), 11583 nucleotides. RefSeq names its product protogenin B-like. The transcript has 19 exons. Gene Ontology annotation, molecular function: protein binding. Gene Ontology annotation, cellular component: plasma membrane; axon. Gene Ontology annotation, biological process: cell-cell adhesion; axon guidance. The record is from RefSeq and is a predicted model, not a curated record. Lineage: Eukaryota; Metazoa; Echinodermata; Echinoidea; Temnopleuroida; Toxopneustidae. The coding region runs from base 126 to 3794 and encodes 1222 amino acids.
AGAUCACAAUUGUACAGAGAUAACGUAUCGAUAUGGAGAGAUGAACCUGAAGGUUGUUUAUUGAUGAGAAAUGUGGGAAAACAUGCCUUGUAAAAUAAGUGGAAAAAAUUGCAUAAACCAUCACCAUGGAACAACAUAGCCUCAACCUGUGCAUCGCAAUAUUUAUGAUAUAUUGGUUGCACUGCUGUUCUGGCUUUUCAGACCUCUCAUUUCUGGCCGAGCCUCAGGAUGGGGUGGUGCCCGUGAACUCAUCAUUUCUGCUCCAGUGUGAGGCAGUAGGUUUAGAGCCAAUUGUUUAUUAUUGGAAGCACAAUGAAAAGCUUGUAAAUAAUAAGACUUCUUGGAGGAUGGUGAAUGGGACAUUAAGCAUCAAAGCUGUGGACCAGACAACAACGGGUAUCUACCAGUGCUGUGCUCGCAACCAAGCGGGUGUUCUUUGCUCAAGAAAUUCAUCUGUAUCUCUGACAAGGAUAGGGGUCCCUGAAGUUCUAACAGACAAUGCACAAGUCCGAGAAGGAUCAUCAAUACGACUCGUCUGCCAAGUAGAUGCUUCUUCAAAUGAGAUGUUAAAGAUUACAUGGCUCAGAGAUGGCAUUCCUCUGGUCUCGAAAACAUCAAGAAUUAUCCAACUACCUGAAUAUGGCACGAUACUCCAAAUUACCUCAGCUAAGUCCAGUGACUCAGGCCUUUAUCGCUGUAAUGUAAGCAAUGCAUUUGAGGAGAGUAUGGCCAGUGCAGAAAUGACCGUAUCGGUCACCAAAAGGACGUUAGAUCCUCCAUGGGGCAUCUUGAUGGGUCCCUCAGAUACAGAUGCAAUGGCUGGCAGUGAUGUUACACUGGAGUGUCUCCUGACUGGACAAGACAAUGUUGAUGUCACAUGGAGACGAACAGAUGGAAGGGAUAUCAUUCAUCAAGAAUAUAGGCAUCAUAACCUGAUAUUGAGGGAUGUGUCAUUAGAUGAUCAAGCAACGUAUGAGUGCAUAGCCCUCAAUUUACUUACUGGAGAAGAAGAUGUAGCCUCUGCAGUGUUAUACAUCCUGCAGCCACCUUACUUCUGUUCAUCAGUGGAAGAUGUUGAGAAGCCAGAGAGUCUAACCGGGCGCCUGACCUGCAAAGUCUUGGGGCAACCUCCGCCCGUUGUGACCUGGUACAAGAAUGGUGAGCUCCUCCCUAUCAGGGGGCGGAUCACCCAGAUGAGCCAAGACAAUUGCCAUUCAGGUGAAAGGAUUGUCGGUAAUACAUUGGCUAUCUGGAACUCUUUAGCAGAGGACAUUGGUAUCUACCAGUGUGUCGCUACCAACGAGGCAGGGACUGUAUAUGGAGCCAUGUACUACAAUGUUGAAGUACCAGAGAAAAGACCAUUCCCACCAAACAAUGUGACUGCCAUUGUGAAUGAUAGUCGUACCAUCACUGUAAGAUGGAAACCUGUACCACAACCUGAUGUCCAAGCCUACUCCAUUUACUAUUAUCCAACACCAGAUGGUUCGUGGGCAGCCAUGGUGGCGCGUAUGAACGAUACAGAAGUGGUAUUAGAAAAGCUACAGCCCUAUACUAACUACACCAUUCAAGUGAAGACAUUCAUAAGCAGCGGGAGCAGUAAUCUGACCGAGCCUGUGUAUGCUUUCACCCAGCAGACCAUACCGGACAGUGCUCCAUGGUUCUGGCUGACUAGUAGCAGUCCAUUCAGCAUUAACAUCUCUUGGCUGCCUUUACCAUUAGAAAAGAGCAAUGGACAUGUUAAUUUGUACAAAAUUUGUUACAGGCAAGAGUCGGCCACAGAUAGUUAUAGCUGUUUUGAGAAGGUUGCAGGAACAAACUCUGUGGUUCUAAACAACCUUGAGGCUGCUACACGAUACGAUGUCAAGAUGGCUGCUGCCACAAGUCCUGGGUUUGGACCGGAAUCACAGUGGUUGGGCAUACGUACCAUGGACGUGAGAAAUUGCACCCUUGCUUCACCACUGCUGAUUGUCCAUAAAGUCAUCAAUGCCACUGCUGUAGAGGUCAAGUGGUCAGUCUCUGAAUCCAAUGGUACCACGGGAGAGUCCAGUAUUGAUGGUUUUAAGAUGACCCUGACAUCCUACAACGAUGGAUCGCAGCAGAUGAGGACGUUCCCCAAGGAACAAAGGAAAGUUGUCAUAGGAGGCCUAGAACGACAGACAGCAUACAAUCUUGUGAUGCAAGGAUGGAACGAGUGUGGAGAUGGUCAUGUGACUGCUCUUGCAUUUCAGAUGCCACGUAUUGAUCCUUCAGGCAAUCGAUUCUUCAUGCUUCCGCCGUACGAUAUCAGAGCUCAAUCUACUUCAAGGGCUAUCUAUCUACAGUGGCAACCUCCACGGACAUCCAUUGUUAUCUCCUAUUACUCUGUCUUUGCUGAGCCAUCCAAGAAUAGCCGUGCUAAAAUAACCGAGACGUUCAGUCCGUCAUGCUCUAUAGAGUUAAAGAAUUUGGAACCAUACACAGAGUACAAAGUGAUGGUGAAAGCCCAUGGGACUAGUUUGGAAAGUGAUUACAGUCCUCCUAUAUACAAGAGAACAAAGGAAGAUGUCCCAUCUGCACCUACUGAUGUAAGCAUCAUCACACCUGUUGAAUCACCUGGAGCUGUAUUGGUAGAAUGGCAACCUCCAAGCUAUCCCAAUGGUAUCAUCACUGCCUACCGUGUCACCUACCAAUCCUUAAAUACAUCACAUCUCCAGCCAGAUAAUGCUACCAUAGUAACAAAUGGUACUUCUCUGCAGGCCCGAUUCAACAAUCUUAAAUACGGGCAUCAUUAUGCUUUCACGGUAGAGGCAUUUACCAGUGUAGGAAAAGGUCCAAGAUCAUCAAGAAUAAUGUAUAUUGUGAGGGUUCAGGAGCUCCCAAAUAAAACCCCAUACCCAGAUAUUGUGAAUGAUCUAGAGAAGGGCAUUGUAGCUGGGAUUGUGCUUGCUACAGUCUGUAUUAUGAUCUGUACACUACUGCUCAUCUUCAGACACAGGAAGGAUUGCACCUGUCACAACAAGUUCUGUGUAACCAAACAAGAAGAAAGACAAGAGGCCCCAGGUAUAGAGUUGGUAGGAGAAACAAGAACCGUAGAAACACAGCUCUACCCUCCACUCACACAAUCGGCAGUCUUGCAACACCAGCUCUGCAAUGGUCAAGAAGACCCCAAAAGUGUAGAGCCAUUAUUACAUGAUUACAUUCUGACCAAGCCUCUCUCUGGCUACCUCAACGGAACCACAACCACCAUCACAAACACCGCCACUACAAUGAUAAUACCACCUCAUAACCAGCAACAGCAUCAUCAGGAAUCCAGUCUACCUCAUCUGGCGAGCACAAGCCAUCAGGAAUCCCCUCCUCAAUGCUCUUCUCGGACCUUCGCUCCUCAUUCUGGAGCCAUGACGACAGGAAGCAGAAGCAACAGCCAGCAAGACAUAGCCACGGCUUUAGAGACAGCCACCCACCUCUGUCUGGUCCAUUCAGACCCAGCAUCUACCUCAGCAGUAGACCAUUCACACAUAGCACUGCUACAAGAAGAAGAAGAAGAACAAAACCUCCCCGAUGGCUCGGGCACUGAUUCGCCACCGCGCCCGGCCUCAUACCGGGGCACAAACAGUGAUAGUGGGAUGGAUGGGGACAUAGACUGGGAUAUUGGUGAUGAUCUGGAUGAUGAGGGAUCAAACACCAGGCAUCCUGUUGAUCCCAGUACCUCUUACCUCAGCAGAAAAAUGAGUUACCACAGCGAUCGAGAAGGCGCUAAUCCAGACUUCAACCCCAAGGCACUCUACCUCUGUAGUGGGGACGUCAGCUACGCGUAAAGUCAUCAUACCAACUGGCAGGAAAAAAACCCAAAACAAUCAUGAAUGAUUUCUUUUUUAUCAGGGCGUAGAGUAAAUGUUAUCUUGUGACACUGUUUGUGAAUGUUUCUACUCUGCUGUCAACUCUACCUGUGUGUUCUUCUGAGGCAGACGCAUGAUGAACAUCUAACGAUAUCAAACACCCAUGCAUUGUUUACUGUCAUAGAGUAUUGUCGUUCUUUCCUGAAAAUGUGAAGGGGUCACGUCGACUAGGAGGCAUCUUUACACCUGUAUGACGGAGGAUAUGUGUCAAUGCUGUUUUAAUGAACUUUAAAACAGUUAUCAACAUCCUCUACAGGGAACAGGUUAUGGAAAAGGAGUUUGAGACAUGGAGGUGUUCCUAAAGAGAGAGUGGGUGGAGAAUGUUUUGCAGAAUUUUAUACCUCAAGCUGACUUGAAUGGACAACCAAUGAACCACUAUGCUUCCAUGGGAAGGUUUGUUCACAUUGCCCACAUUUCAUCACUUGAUGAUGAUGUUAUUUUUGUAUUCAAACAUGCUGAUUGUUUUAAAUCAUUAUACUUACAAUGUAAUGAGAUAUUAUAUUCAUGCCUUUGCUUUGACAGAGAAGAAGGUAUAAAUCCUCUGCCAUGUCAAUUUGUCAAAGAUAUUUGACUAUUAAAAAUGAAGAAGAAAAAGUACACUGGGUUCUACAAGGAAAUAUUAAGUAUUUCUUGUUGGAGCAACCGACUGAACAAAUAUUACAUUUGUUAGUUUUUUUAAAUAUAAAACAUAAAGAAAGCAUCAAUGAUAUUGAUAAUAAGAUUGAUAUUAAUAGUAGUAAAGUAAAUGAUAACACUGAUAUAAAUGGUAAAUACCAUAUCUUUUUAUAGCCCCUAGGAGAUUAUAAGCAAAUGUUUCUUUGCACUUUGGACUUUGGCUACAACUUUGACUUAUUAAGGCAUUCAAGGGAAAAAUUUGUUAGGUACCAAUUGCUUCACUAUUGUUGAUUGCAGCGGAAUGUGGAUAAAUUCCUUACAGAUGGAAAUGAAUGUUGUGGAGUUUGAAUAAAAUUCACGACCCUUCAAGAACCCCCACAACGCUUCCACAAAAUAUGCAUGCAUUUCCUGAUAUUCAUAUUUUAUAUGUAUUUGUUUAUGUCAGUGAUAACUGGCAUUUCUUUCAUGGAAUUUCUUGUGGAAAGUCUAUGUCAAGAUAAGUGUAAAAAAAAAAAUGCAAUUUUGGAAUAGUUGUUUCAGGACCUCACGGGACAUAACCUUAUCUACCUGUUGAGAGGGAAUCUAACCUUUGAUGUGUUCUCACAUAUCAUUAUUAAGGGUCUGCUUGGCUUUGGCGUCUCAGUUCUCAUCCAUUAUUGGGCAUGAUCUAAUGUUUUAAAUAUAUUUACCUCUUUCUAAUAACAAUACAAGGAGAAAAUGAAAUAAAGAAGUUUAUUACAGUUUGGAGUUCUAGAAUAUAUGAAGUAUAGAUCCUUUCUACCUCUUUUACAGAAACAGAGAGAUAUCCACCAAAUGACAUUGCCUUUCUAUUGCAUCAGGAUUUAUUUUAUUCUUGUCUUUGUAUUCAUUAAUCAGUGUUUGAGCAGGAAAAACUGCAGUGAGGAUUUAAGGAAUAAUUCAAACCAAUAUCAUCCUAUUCUAUUGAAGAAAACAAAUGAUUGUGAAUUUGUAAUCAUUUUUUUUUCUUGAAACUUUCAGGAAGAGAUCUAUGGUAGGGCAGAACUAAAAAUUAUAGAAAAUGUUUGAGAGUGUUUUUUGGGGAAAAGUAAUGUCAAACUAUUGGUUUUCAUACAGAUCAUACUACUUAGUUGGAUUAAUCCUAAUUUUGUUGUCCUUUUAUUUGCUUUUAUACUCCCCCCCAAUCUAGUCUCAUUUCUGAUUCCAUUUCAAUCUGUCAAAUAAUAAGAAUUCAAUAUAACCUACUGAUAUUUUCUGCUACCUCUAAAGCCCAUUGUCCAUAAAUGAUUAAGGUAAUUUCUGAUUAAAAUUUAUUAGAUCAUAUCCUGAGAGAAGGAGAUGGUAAACAAUACUAAUUGAACAUCGUUUGUUAAAUCACUAUUACCCAAUCUAGAUGUUAUGUUCAUUUGUGUAUUAAUGCAAGUGUGAUGUAAGGAUGUAUUUGUAGUUCUUUGUAUAGAUAAUGAAUACCCGUUUCACAUCACAAUAUACGUUUUUAGGAUGUUUUAUGGAAUCAAAUGGAAAAAAACUACCUCAAACUUUAGAUAUAAGAAAAUAUUGAAUUCACAAGACAAUUCCUCUUAUUACAUCAAAUAAAUGUGAAUAGACAUUGUGGAUUCACUAUUUCGAUUACCAUGUUAUUCAAUGAAAAGCACUUAGGAUUUUUCUUUUUUGUUGAAUGAUAUAUGAUAGCUGGAUGUAAACUAUAUGGUAUAUUUGGUCAGGUACACACAUGUAUAGCUCAGUGUCAUGGCAUAUUGUUCACUUGAAAUUUUCUUCAGAAUAAUUUAAGCUAAGCUUCUAAUAGAAUAAUUAAGCUCUUAGUAUAAAGGAUUGUGGAUUUAAUUAUGGGUAGAGGACUCUUCAUCAUUGUGGUGGGUAAUUUGGAGGUCGAUUUGUAGACAGGAUAAUUGAAAAUACAUUAAUUCUUUUGAAAUGGUCUUGAAAAUAUGUAAGCGUACAUGUAAUUUUUCAGUAGCUUUUGAUUACAGUGUACAUGUCUUGCAGUCGCCAUAUAAUAGAAAUUAGUGUUAGAACUGAUUGCUGCAAUUGACACCUUUAGAGUUAUUUGAUAAUCAAGAGUAGAUUGAUUAUGAUAUUUUAUGUUUGUAGAAAUAUAAACAACAUAUUGAAUACUUUUUCGAUUGCGGCCAUAUACAUGUAUUGAAAACUAAAAUUUGAAUUAUUGCUGCAAUGGAAACCUUUGUAGUCAUAUGAUAAUCUAGAUAAUUUUCCAUAGUUUUAUUAUAAACUCAACUCAGGCAUAUUUUUUCUGUAAGUUUUUGUUGUUGGCAGUUGUUAGAAAUUUAAAAAAAAAUAAUCGUCAUCAUUGAUCUACCUCUUAUGUUUUGGGGGAAUCAAGAACAAACAAAAAAUGUGAGAUACCGACAGAGGAAUGUGUUCACAUUGUGAAUGGGGCUUAAUGUAUAUACGUAUAUGCUUAUGUACACAUGCACACAGAUUAGUUUAUGUUACUUGCAACAAAUUCAGGAAAAGCAAAAAAAGCAACGUGUUUUUGUGUCAAAUAUAGACUGCUAUUUAUUAAUCUAUAUAAAUGUUCGUUUGGCUAUAGGGUGAUGUUUCAAAAAAAGAAAAAAAAACUUGAGCAAAUGUUUUUGACUUUGCGUACAUGUAUAUUUAUGAGUUUUCAGGUCGUCAUUUGCUAGAUCUUUAUUCAAAAGAAAGAAAUAAUGAAGAAAUGUGUGAUAGGGGGAUAGGUAUGGUAGAGAGAGAGAGGGGGAGAUGAAGGGGGUUCAGAAAAUUUAUAGUAAACGUAAUAGUAGAUAGUGAUUCAUUAUUUCACAUUGCACAGAUUGUAAAUAGCCUUUAUGUGUUUGUGAUUCAGGGAUGAAUACGUUGAAAAAAAAAUUAAUAAUUUACCAUUUCUCAGAGAUUUUCCACAUUAACAGUUCAGGUUAAAAGUUUAUUGAAGUGAUUUAGUUUCUUGAUUUCAUAAACAAUAAAAAAUGACUUAUAGUUAUUUCAGUAUAUUCUCUUUUCAUUCUAUUUUCUUUCAAUUUCCAAGAGAAAAAAAGGUUCUUUGUCACUGGAAAAUAAAAUGCACAUUAACUAUCAAGCUCAAAUUUGAUUUGCAAGUGAUCUUAAAAAUAAAGGAUCAUUCAAAAUAGACUCUUAUGGAUAUGGAUAUAAAAAAAGUAACAGUAUUGUGUUGUCCAGCAUUAUACUCUGGAAAUUAUUGCUGCGUUUGUGUUAUUAUCUGUAUAGAGUAUAUGUUGUAGAUCUUAUUUGUGAAGCCUUUGUGAUUUAGAAAGUAAAUUUUAUCACUGAUAUGCUGUGCAAAAUGUUUGAUAUUCAACCAUAUUUUCUUUUGAAUGGGGAAUCGGUAUGGCAAUCAAAUAGAAGCGUAAUAAAUAUGAUCAACUUAAUCCUAGAAUAUAUAAAUUCUAUCUUUCAAUUACAAUUCAAGUAGAAGUUUUCACUUUAACUACUAUCAUGUAAAGUUAGUAUCCUAUCUUUUGAAAGGUCAUUGAUAUGUGUUCAUGUAUAAAUAUUUAGAGAGAAAUACACAAACAGUGAGAGGGAGAGAGAGAGAAAGGUGGAAUGGAUGUAUGAGAGUGAGAGGAGAUAUGAAUUGCUGUAUCAGUUAUUGUCCAGUCCUUGUGUUAAAAUUGACUCUUAUGUCAUAUGCCAUGAAUUUCAUUGUACCAUAUUAAAACACAAAUUUUCUUUUGUUCGAAUGAAUGCUUAAAUUACUUUGGCUUCAUUGUAAUUUGCCCCUUUUAAUUUUCUUUUUUUUUCCCCCAAUUGUUUAUUGUCGUUGAUGCGAUCAACAUCAAAUUAUUGUUUUGAUAUCAAAAUAUGUGUAUGAUGUUUUGAGUGUAAGGGGUAUGGAUUUUGGUAUGCAUCUGAGUGCUCUAAUACUGAUGUGUUGUUAAAAAUAUGAAAUAUUUAUAUCAAUGGUCCUUAGGAUAGUUGCAUCAGUUGCAUCAUAUUGUGAUAUAUAUUCACUUGUCAUGUAUCCACACAUUAUAUGAAUAUGUGAUAAUUUGGUUCAUUUGAAGGCGGAGUCUGACUUCAUUGUAGUUUUCUCCAUGUAGUUUCCCAAUUUUUUUCAUAAGAAUUAAUGAAGUUUGAAGAUAUGUUGUGUAACAUAGAGUCACUCACUCUCCAGCCGCCAUUCUUAUGUUGUUUUUCUUAUUAUUUUCAAAGCUUAGAUGGCUUGUAGACAAUUUUUAUCAAAAGAGGAAAGAGAAAAAUGAUAUGUCCAUGAUUUUGUUUACCUUUAUUUUGCUUGUAAUACAUAUGCUGCAUGUUUUUGUUUUUUUUAUUGUGGAAAAAAGUGGUAAAUAGUGCUGCAACUAAUCAUGUUGAGUCCCUUGUGAAUUGGUUUUUACUCUGUUGAAUGAGAAUAAUGUAAAAUGAUAUAUUCAUCUUUAAUAUGUUAAUAUUAAAAAGAUGGAUGGUGGUUUUAUUGUAAAAUACACAAUGAUAAGGUUAAUUUGAUGAUGGUGUACCCAUUUGAUUUGUUCUUUUUCUUCAAGAUAUUUUUUAUUGAUUUUAUUCAAAUAUAUGCUGCAUGAAUGAUGAAUUAGAAGUAAUGAAUUCUGUAGAAUUUUAGAAACUUAAUGAUCAUAUUUAAAAAAAGAACUAAAAAAAUGCAUAUUUUUAAAGAAUUGUAAGUUCACUAUCACUUAAGUCUUAACAAAAUUCCAAUUCUUAUAUGAACGCAAUAUGUUGGAGUUUUUUUUUAUAAGAUAAAAUGAACUGUAAUUUAUUGCCAGAAGGGCUUGAUGUUACCCAAAUGUAACAUUUAAAUUGUCAUUUGUAGUCCUUGUGCCAAGCAAUUGUUGUGUGUUUUCUGAAAUGUGUUUGCCUCAUGAACAUAACUCAUGUAAAAGAUAUCUGUCAAAUUCAUUCGGAAGUUGUGUCUCUGCUUGUGAAUCAGGGAUAUUUCUUGAAGAAAGCCAAAGGAAGUAAAAAAAAAGGACGUUCAUGCUUCUGACAUAUUUUGUAUAUAGAUUAUAUAUAUUUUCAAUUGGUUUUCAUGUUUUUCAUUUGUAUUGCUAUGUUUUUCCCGUCUGGGGGUGGUUUAACCGUCCCAGCUGAGAGUAGGUUACUUCAGGGUUGAUAUUUUAUUUUCAUUGUAUGUUUAUUCUAUCCACAUCGAGAGUGAGAUUUUUAAUAUAUCACUUCUAAAGUGAUGGUCCCCAACAAUGCGUUAUAUGAAUGUGUUUUCAACAUUGUACACUUCUAUAUGAAAAUUCCCACUCAUGAUUAAAUCUGAAUGGAAAGCAAGUAAUAAAUUGCAAAAUAUUAUUACCAUACUGAAAACACCUCAUUUGCUACUGUCAAAUGUUGUAAACAUUACUGACAACCAUCCUUUAGGGUUAGCAUCUCUGCAUACUUGUAAAAAGUUUUUCUUUACCAGUGAUUAUAGGAUAAUGGAAUAUAAAAUUGUAAUAAAAAGUGUCAUGUGUGUUUAAAUCUUGAUAAGAUUGAGUAAUUAGAAUAACAAAUUGAUUGGCUUUGAAACAUACUUAAUGAGGAAGUUGUGUAAACUUCUUAUAAUUUGUUAACAUUUACUCAUGAAAUUUUAAAUUUAUUUAAAUCAGUGAUUGUAAUAUAAGUCUAUAUUACAUAGUCCCCAGGUUGGUACCACUCAAGUUAUCUCCUAUUCUUUAGAGAAAAGAAGUUCAACAUGUAUUCAUUAAGCUCUGUGAUUCUGGUAUAAGCCACAUUGACUCAUCUAUCUAAUACAAAAAUUGAAGAAAAAAAAAAAGAAAUAUGCUGCAGUUUUGCUGUCAGAAGUCAUUGCUUAUCAAUCACCUUCCAAGAAUUGGUUUAAGGGAAUAUGUUAAACUUAUCUAUUGAAUAGUUAUUACUAUUUCAUGAAAUUACAUUAGUGAUAAUUUCUGUUAUCAGGUAGAUUUUAUGGUUGCGAUUUGUAAUUCAGAAGGUUUAUUAUUUCAUGGAGAUGUAUCUCUUUGGUUAUUCUGAAGGUUCACAUAAUAUGUGCUAUCAGUAUUCCAAAGGUAUGUUAAUCCAUGGUUAAUCCAAUACUUUGUUAUUCCAAAAAUGAAACAAGGUUUGCUAUCCUAAAAGUUUUCUGGUCUGAAAAUGGAGUAAGGAUAGGUUCACGUUGUUCAUUAGGUAUCUUUUUACGAAAGAACCAUUUUUCAUUUUCAGAUUGAGUUACCUAUGGAUUUGGAUGUAUCUAAUACACAUUCACAUUCAUGCAGCCUUUCUGAUACUGAGCAUGCUCAGAGUCUUAAUUUUCUGGCCAAGAACAAUUGGAUGCAUAUUACCAACCAAUGCAAAAGCCAUGCACAACACAAAGUGAUAUAAUGAAACUUUCUGCCAAACUGCUAAAUCAUCAUAUAUUUAAUUUUGAAAAUGAAUUGAUAAGCAACAUCCGUUUUCAGUCAUUGAACACUGUUUCAUUGAUGGUUAAAUAUAGAAAUGUAUUCAAAAUGAGAAGUUCCCAUUCAUGUAGGUCUGUCAUGCCUUGCAUUAUAAUAAUGUUAAAGUACACAGCAUUUUCAUAGUUUUACAUGAGGGUGUUUCCAAAGAUUUAAGUAUGACUGCACUUAAUGCGAACACGUACAUGAUAUGAAACAUGCAUACUUAUUGAUUAAUACACAGUAGUGCGCAUCCUCUUGGCACGAUCUGACCAAUACGGUCAUGCCUUUUAUAACACUAGCAACUAGGCAUACAAGUGCGAAGUGCGACUCUAAGUCAUACUUAAAUCUUUGUGAAACACCCCCAUGAUCUUUUAAGAUGCUGACCCAAUUGUUUGAUAUAGAUGAGCCCAGAAGUUAAGCAUUCAUAUAUUCACAAUACCACAUUAAAAGCUUAGACGCCAUCUGUGUAAUUUGACUGCAUCACGAUGGGCCAUUCACACGGCCUCUUAUUUGCCUGGCUAUAUAUUACCUCACACAUAUCUACCAAAAUCUCAAUGUGUACAAUGGGGACAGUAUUUUGAUAUACAUGCUGCUGGUGGUAACAAUGCUGAUGAUGUUGAUGAUGAUGUUAUUGUUUGAUGAUGAUGAUGAUGCUGCCGGCUACGGUGGAUAUUGUAUAUUUUUUGCACAAAAGGAAAUAGAAAGGAGACCUCCCAACCUCAUUUUCCUUAUUUUAAUGUGGACUAAUAAAA